UCUCAGUAUGAGUUACUUUCCCCUAUCUGCUUUUGUUUUCAGUUAGCACUUGCAUGUCGAUAUUCCAUCUAGCUGUUUCCGCCAUAAGUUUUGCUUCUGUAUUUUGUCCUAUCCAAUGAUCUUUGUGCUUCCCACCUAUCAAGCCGUGUCUUUUGGUGCAUUCUGGUGGAUUUUUUGCUAUCUUUUUGGAUGCUCACCACUAUUAGGACAUCUUGCGAAAGCUAGCGUGAUUGGUAAUAUUGUCAUGGCAUGUUGUUGAGUUUUGUUUCCGGUUGAGUCUUUACCUUUUAUAUGUAUUUUCUGUUGAUUUUUGUGAUGGAAGUUUGUCAUUCUUUAUGUCUUGAAUUUUGAUAGCCAUUGGGAUCUUUUGUAUGAUAUUCAUAGUUGAUAGACAAUACAAAUCACUGUCUUACAAUGUGAAAAUGUGGCUGUUUUUAUCAUUGAGAAUGACUACGUUUGUGGUUCAUUUCACUCUUCCAACUUUACUGAUGGUGUAAAAGGUUCUUACUAUGAAGGAAAGGCACAUGCAAGAAAUUGUUUUGAAGGCAAUGGGACAAGCAAUCAGCAAAACAGUAGCCAUCGCGGAGAUUAUUAAAAAAAGAAUACCUCGGUUGCAUCAAGAUACUGCUAUCAGCUCAGUCAGCAUAACUGAUGUGUGGGAGCCCAUCGAAGAGGGACUUGUACCUGUGGAGAUGACUCGGCAUGUCUCAAUGAUCUCAAUCACCUUGUCUACUAAGGAGCUUAACAUGAAUUCACCCGGCUACCAAGCACCCCUUCACAUGGAGCAAGCAAAGCCACAGACCCGCUACCAGCAGCUUCAACCUCAACAAAGACGGACUCAUAUGGUCGGGGAAGAGGCCGGGGUAGAGGGAGAGGGCGGAGCUGGAACAGGGGAGGAUACGGAAAUUACCAAGAUGGAUACCUUCAAGAUAAUAGUGGCCAUGCAAACUGGGACCGAGGAGGUGGCAAAGGCAGAAGCUGGGGCUACCGUGGCACUGGGUAUGAAAGGGGCAGGGGUGGAGGGGGCAGAAGCUAUGGACGUGGUAAUGGAAGGAUGGGUGGUCGAUCUAGAGGUGGCGGCUACCAGGCGUAGCCGGAGAUCAGUCUCCUCAUCUAAGUGAAUGCUUGCGUUGACCAGUGAAUUGAACUUCUAUCAGAGUUGUGUUUAUAACAGGCAAGUAACAGUGGUAUUCUGUUGUGUCCCCCCUCCCCCCCUCGCUCGCGAUAUGGAUGAGGAAGGUCUUAUUGGUCAAAGUUUUGGCUUUAAGCGUAUAGUUUUAAGUCCUUUUGGUGGAAUUCUUUUCCCACCCGUUGGUUCUUUUGGCCAACCAUUUUUCUCUGGUGUUCGCAAACACCCUUCUCCUUCUGCGCUCUCUCUAACCUCCUAUGUACAGAGCGAUGAUGGAAGAUGUUAUAUAGUUUUUGGUCUUGACAAGUGAUAAUCUGACCAUAAAAUUUCACUGAUUUCUGUAAAUGUAUGCUGCCUUUGCAGCUAAAUAUUUGUAAUCGUACCUUCCGUCCUUCCGUUGAUUUUUUGUUUCCUUUUAGAUGGAAAGGAUGUGUAGGCAUAUCCGAUUAGGCACGAGACCGAAGAACAUAAUUCAUUCUGGGUGCUUGUUUGUGUGGACUGUUGCUAUCAAAAUCGUUUAUUGAAUAAAAUACCUCACUUGCACAAAAUUGUUUAUUAAAGUGGAGAAUUCUGUUGAGCAUUGCAACGAUGCGCUGCCAUGAUCGCUCUGAGACUUGCCAUGUUGAUCAAUCGCUCCUCUUUACUUAACUCAUCUUAAUUUGCUCCUGUGAAGACAGUCCAAGAUCCAAGCCUCUCUUCUCUUCCCCCGCCAAAUCUGUUCUUCUUACCUGCCUGUUCACUCUGGUGGGAAGACGCAAGAGGAUCCUCCAUAGGUCUUGCAUUGUGGUCGUGCUUACUCGUUUCCAAAUCUUACCUUCUCUGGUUUUUUCUCGUCUUAUGAACACUUGUUAUGAGCACAUGUGCACAUAAGGCAGAAACGAGGCUAGGAACUUAGGAAAUAAAAUCAA
Messenger RNA from Rhodamnia argentea, 2037 nucleotides. Its product is annotated as ribonuclease P protein subunit p25-like protein. Lineage: Eukaryota; Viridiplantae; Streptophyta; Magnoliopsida; Myrtales; Myrtaceae. The record is from RefSeq and is a predicted model, not a curated record. Gene Ontology annotation, molecular function: RNA binding. The transcript is spliced from 7 exons. The coding region runs from base 510 to 1121 and encodes 203 amino acids.